Messenger RNA from Neogale vison (American mink), 1809 nucleotides. It is a transcript of the gene MAP3K7CL, whose product is annotated as MAP3K7 C-terminal like. The transcript is spliced from 5 exons. Gene Ontology annotation, cellular component: nucleus; cytosol. The record is from RefSeq and is a predicted model, not a curated record. Lineage: Eukaryota; Metazoa; Chordata; Mammalia; Carnivora; Mustelidae. The coding region runs from base 400 to 828 and encodes 142 amino acids.
UAAAACAUUUGGACUCUCCACAACUUGCUGUUUAUCAAUGCCUCUGACAGGAGGAGGGUUUUCUUUUGCGCUUGCUUUUUCUAGAAGCAUGACCACAUCCUGGCUGGUGGAGAGGCAAGGAAAGGAGAGAGGGGUUGCGGAGGGAAGCGGAACAGGGAGGCCCGUGGGACGCGGGGUCUGGGGGAGAGCAGGUAGCAGUGACGUGCCCGGACAGCUGUCAUUGCUCCUCAGACGGCCCGUGACUGCUCUGCAGCAGGUGCAGCCUGCUCGCUCACUAGGUCUUCACUCCACAAAGGCAACGACUGGCCAAGGCAGUGGCUGGCCCUGGAUGACACAAGUGCAGACACUCAACUAAGUGAGCUGGAAGACCCAGGGGAAGGCCAAGGCUCAGGUGCCCACAUGAUCAGCACAGCCAGGGUACCUGCGGAUAAGCCAGUACGCAUUGCUUUCAGCCUCGAUAAUGCCUCAGAUGAUACACCUUCUGAAGACGCCAUUCCUCUGGUCUUUCCAGAAUUAGACCAGCAGCUACAGCCUCUGCCGCCUUGCCAUGACUCCGCGGAAUCCAUGCAGGUGUUCAAACAGCACUGCCAAAUAGCGGAAGAAUACAAUGAGGUCAAGAAGGAAAUCGCUCUGCUUGAGGAAAGGAAAAAGGAGCUCAUCGCCAAGCUGGAUCAGGCCGAGAAGGAGAAGGUGGAUGCCGCUCAGCUGGCUCGGGAAUUCGAGGUGCUGAUGGAGGAGAACCGGACAUUGAAGUUGGCUCAGUCCCAAUGUGUGGAACAGCUGGAGAAACUUAGAAUACAGUAUCAGAAGAGACAGGGCUCGUCCUAACUUUGAGUGAUUCAGUGUGAGCAUAGAAGGUUGGUGACUGUUGUGUGCUGGCCAAAAGAUUUUUAUUUUCAAGGGCUAGUGUGUAAAAUUUUAUUGUUCCUUCUUAUUACCCACGUGGCAAACGUCUAUAAUGAAUUUAAUGCUUGCCAGAUCGAGUUUGACAGAAGGGAUAUUUUAUUUGAAAUAAGAUGAUUAAAGCAAACCUAUGGCCAUAAUAUGUUUUCAGAGAUCAAUUAUUCAUUUCCAAAGAUUUUUUUUCUUCUUCUUUAGGAAGAUGUGAUCACCCUGUACAUCAGGGUACAAAAUGAAGGAAAAUAGAAUAUUGACUGACUCGACUAAGAAUCCUGAACAGAAUUGAGCCAUGAAACAAACUAGUGAGAGGCUUGCCACAGGUUUAUAUCCAUGUAUCUUUAAAUUUCACGUCUUGACUCUUUCAACUGUGCUCGGACGUGAAGUCAGAAAUGUCUGCACACAUAUUUAUGUUCACCAGAGUUAGGUUUAAUCCCUCAAUGAUUGAUUGUACUAAGAAUAAAUGGUUGCCUAUCAUAAAAGCUUUCUCAUGAAAAUAUUAGCAGAAAGCAUGUUUGUGCCAAAAACACAUCUGCCAGUGCUAACUUGCUGUUGGAAUAAAAUGCUGAUAAGGUUGCAUUUCUUUCACGCCACGUUACCAACCAGUAAACAUCUCUGCCUUUGCUUGUGUGUGUUCUGGGGGCUUGGGGGGGAAUGGAAAAGUAUGGUUUGGACAUGACUUUGGUGAGUUCCCAUAAAAACAUCAGCAGAACUGUAACUAUGACUUUGUUUUUGAUUUGAGGAGAUAUUUUGGAUCAGGAAUAACAAGUAGGAUAUAUGAAUCAAUUCAGGAAUAAAAUGAUUUUUCCCUUGUUCCACCUAUCACCGUCUUUCCCCAAACUGAUCUCUUUGUUUUAUGUCCAUUUCUAUUCAUGUAAGUUCUUUUUCAUUAAACAUGAAUCAAAAUUGUCA